This is a messenger RNA of Botrytis fragariae, 429 nucleotides long. RefSeq names its product putative lsm domain protein. Lineage: Eukaryota; Fungi; Ascomycota; Leotiomycetes; Helotiales; Sclerotiniaceae. The coding region runs from base 23 to 190 and encodes 55 amino acids. The record is from RefSeq and is a predicted model, not a curated record. The transcript is spliced from 2 exons.
AUCCAACACCCAACCCACAGCCAUGACAUCUCUCGCGCCCCUACCCUCCACAGAGAUCCCAGAAUCUCCAGCGAGAAAAGAAGCACACGCCUAUCUACAAAAUCUCCUCUGCAAAACCUUACUCGUUCACACAACCGAUCAUCGUAUGUUUCGGGGGAAUUCAAGUGUACCGAUUCUGACCUCAAUGUAAUCCUCUCCGAAACCUACGAAUAUCGCAUUCCCCCCUCUCCCCCCACACCCGUACCUACAUCCUCCACCUCUUCUCCUCAGCCCCAAAAUACCUCCUCCGCCCCACAAUCCCAAUCCCAAUCCCAACCGCUCCUAAACAUCACCCCCCGCUGGCUGGGUCUCGUCGUCGUCCCCGGCGCCCACAUCCUACGUAUCGAGCUCGAAGAAUUCGAAAGCCAAGUGCGCGCUCGCAAAUCCUAA